This is a messenger RNA of Photinus pyralis (common eastern firefly), 1945 nucleotides long. RefSeq names its product RNA polymerase I-specific transcription initiation factor RRN3 (gene Tif-IA). Gene Ontology annotation, molecular function: RNA polymerase I core binding; RNA polymerase I general transcription initiation factor activity. The coding region runs from base 149 to 1882 and encodes 577 amino acids. The transcript has 8 exons. Gene Ontology annotation, biological process: transcription initiation at RNA polymerase I promoter. Gene Ontology annotation, cellular component: nucleus. The record is from RefSeq and is a predicted model, not a curated record. Lineage: Eukaryota; Metazoa; Arthropoda; Insecta; Coleoptera; Lampyridae.
ACAUAGAAUUUUAAUUUCUUUGAGGUUAUGAAAGUUUCGCACGUUUGCAAUUGAUAUAAAAUUAACUUAAUUCCAAAGUGAAUGCUAAUUGCUGUAUGUGCUAUGAUUGACAUUCUUCACUGGACGAAGCAUUUUAAAAAGGGGUGAAAUGUCUGUGAUCUCUGGAGGUUCAAGAAAUACCUCCACCAGUUCAAUUUUAAAAAGGAUAAGUUUGAAGACAAAACUAUUCACCGAACGUUCACCGACCAAAGUGAGAUUUACACUUCCGCACUCUCAAAAAGUACGCAACAUUCUGCAAAGCUUUGCGGCGCAAGAGAACAGGCGCGAUUAUGAAAGUUUAGUUUGUUUAAUACGCGACUCGUUACUUCUCGACGAGGACUUGACAUCGUUGCUGUCCGAAGCUAGUGAAUGUAUAUCGAUCUUAAAUCAAGAUUUACGUUUGUUUGUUGAAGCCAUAUUGUUAAUUAAAUGGGUCGAUUAUAGUGAAAGUGUAGUGUCGGAGUAUCAAUCGUUUAUAAUUAAUUUAUUGUCAGCUCACAAUUAUCAUGCAAAGCUUGCUAUAGACAGUUUAGUUUACAAAUUUUUGCCAGAUCCAGAAGAACCGGACUGGGAAAAUGGAGUGCCCAACUUGAAAGAUCUUCAGAAAUUUGUAAAUGUACAUUGCGUGAUAAAUAUGUUAAUAAAUAUAAUUCCCAUGUCUCAAGAAUUGCUAUUACAAUCGUUAAUUUCGAACUACCCUUAUUUAAAAAGGUCUUCUCAUAUGCAUGAAGUGUAUCUUCAUAAUAUACUGUGUAUUUUAGACUAUCGGCCUCAAAUUAGAGGGGAUCUGUUUCACCUUAUAUUUUCCAAGUUAGUGUUGUUAGAUGUAAAUGCCCCUAGAGAAGACAUUGAAAGGAAAGAAAACGAAGUGGAAGACGAUUUAUUUAAAUUUGAUGAUGCAAGUCAACAAACCAGCUGUGAUAAAAUGAAACACAAUAUUGCACACACUUUAGAUAUUUGUUUGUAUAAAAUCUUCAAUCAAAUUAUGAUGAUAUCACAUGAAUCAGGAGAGUUCAAUUGGGAUCAAACGAAAAGCUUGUAUCAAGAUUUACUAGUCGUGUUUGACAAGGUGGUGCUACCUACUUACAACAUACAUCACGUUCCGUUCGUUAUGUUUUUCUUGUGCAGUUUGAAACCAACAAUUGCAGAAGCCUUUUUGAAUUUUCUAUGGAGGAAAGUCUGUAAUCCAAAUGUCCCCUCUAUUCAUAGGCAUUCAGCAGUGUCGUAUAUGGCCAGUCUAGUCGCACGGGCGUCAUUUGUGCCCUUAUAUAUGCUGAAGGGAACAUUGCAAGAAAUGGCAAAUUGGAUCUUCGCAUAUAUGGCCACACAAGAUGGACAUGGGUGUAUCAAUACAGAUAUUCGAAUACAUGUUGUAUUUUACAGUGUAUGUCAAGCACUGUUUUACAUUAUCGCUUUUCGAUAUAAAGAUUUAGUUAAUAAGCGAAAAGAUGUUAUCUUUUUAGAAAAUUUGAACUUAGGGAAAAUUGUUACCUCAACUUUAAAUCCUUUACGCGUCUGCCAACCGGCGAUCGUUCAAAACUUUGCGUCGGUUGCGAGAACCUACCAAUUGGCAUACUGUUAUGCGGUCAUCGAACAUAACUCCCGAAAUAUUAUGCCAGUGAUAUAUCAAGAUGAUAAAGGAUCGGUAUUAAUAUCUAAUAACAUUUUAGAUUCGUUCUUUCCCUUUGAUCCAUUGGUGUUGAAAAGGUCAAAGGAGAUUAUUGAACCUAUUUAUUUAUAUUAUAAAUCGAACGCGGAAAAUGCGGCGGACGAUUACGAUAUGGUGGAGAAAGAUGAUUUUUUAUUGUAUGGGACGUCGCCUGGUUUUAAACAUAGAAACUGAAAUGUUAUAUUCAUGAUUAAUUUAUAAUUCUGAUUGUGUAUUAAUAAAAAUCAACCCAAGUUA